AUGCCUACCAUCGACGACCCCGUGGAAAGAUUUGUGUCGGUAGUGAAGUUCUAUCUGAGUGGUUGGCACAUCAGACCUCCCGGAGUCAAGAAGCCGCUGAAUCCCAUACUCGGAGAGACCUUCACCUGUUAUUGGGACUACCCUGAUAAUACCAAAGGUUAUUAUAUUUCCGAACAGACUUCGCACCAUCCUCCCAAGUCGUCAUAUUUCUUCAUGGCACCAGAGCAUCAUAUCAGGGUCGACGGCACGUUGAAACCUCGCAGCAGAUUUUUGGGCAACUCAGCCGCGAGUUUGAUGGAAGGGAUAUCAUACCUCAGGUUCACCAAUAGAGGGACUUCCAAGGGUGGUGAAAAAUACAUCCUUACACAGCCUAAUAUGUAUGCACGUGGCAUUCUUUUUGGCAAGAUGAAAUACGAGCUGGGUGACCACUCCUUUGUUCGAUGCCCGGAGAACAAUCUGGCGGCAGAUCUGGAAUUCAAGACCAAAGGGUGGGUUGGCGGUACGUACAAUGCGAUUGGUGGUACGAUAAAGAAUGAGGCAACCGGAGAAGUGCUCUAUGAGCUGUCUGGACUAUGGUCGGGGGAAAUGUUCAUCAAGAAUGUCAAGACUGGACAGAAGAAGGUGCUAUUCGACGCAACUCACGCUAAACAUUCGCCACCCUUGACUAGACCGAUUGAGGAGCAGGGUGAACGAGAAUCACAAAGACUAUGGCUGCCCACGGUUAAAGCUGUACAUGUAAUGGAUCAUGAAAAGGCCACCGUCGAAAAAGCCAAAAUCGAAGACAGGCAGAGAGAAGAAGCCAAGCGGAGAGAAGAACUAGGAGUCGAAUGGCAGCCAAAGCUAUUCAGACGAGUGGAAGCUGGACCCGGAGGAUCCGAAGAAGGUGAAGAGGAUCUAGAAUGGGUUAUAAAUGCACACCUGUACGGGUUCCCCUCACUGAUCCAAUUCUUCAAUGAUGCUAAUGCAAUAUCUCACAGAGAGCCCAGGAGCCACGAUUCCAAGGAAUUGGUUGACCGGAUCCUCGCAAUAGCACCAAUUCUUCCAGGACAAAAGAGCAACCCUGAGCCCGAAUCUAGACAUCACUCGACCGACGCCAAAAACGAAGAAUCAGCACCAGCACCAGCACCAGCCACAGAAGCCAACCCAACCGCAGCAGCACCAUUAAACCCAGCCCAAGCUACAAAUAAUGGUACCGCCACAACGCCGGUGAAGCCUUCUGUAGCACCAAUACCCGCACAUCUGUCUGCAAAUGCCCAUCAAGAAGACAACCUCAUCGAUUUCAACUCCCGGCCACCCAGCGUAGCGCCUCCUGAGCCACUCACCAAAGCCGAGCCCAUCGCGGGCAACCCGUUGCAUCCAACAAGCCACCCACAGCAAACCCCAGUACAUCAAAGCACAACACUGAACGCUCCCACGGGCAACCCCCCAAAGGUGGCCACCAACCUGAUGGACGAUGAUGAUCGCCAGAUGUCAGAGAUGAACAAUGGGGUGUCAAAUAUGAGUCUACACCAGCCAAUGGUUCCGCAAGGCCGAGAUCCCUUGAAACGGACCGACACAGAAACUAGUGAUGUGGAUGUUUUUGUAGAUGCCGAGGGUUGA
Molecule: messenger RNA, 1599 nt
Organism: Exophiala bonariae
Lineage: Eukaryota; Fungi; Ascomycota; Eurotiomycetes; Chaetothyriales; Herpotrichiellaceae
Exons: 3
Coding region: 1-1599 (532 amino acids)
Biological process (GO): exocytosis; piecemeal microautophagy of the nucleus; endocytosis
Cellular component (GO): cytosol; membrane; cortical endoplasmic reticulum
Molecular function (GO): sterol binding
Source: RefSeq, a predicted model, not a curated record